UUGGGAUGCAAGCACUAUCAACGUGCCACUAAACUACAGGCUCAUUGCUGCGGUCGCUGGUUUAGUUGCCGAUUUUGCCACGACGAGGUGUCUGAUCAUAAUAUCAUUAGAACAUUUACAACCACAAUGAUGUGCAUGUAUUGCAACACUGUCCAACCAGCCGGACAGACGUGUAUCAAUGCCACAUGCGGUAAAAAAGUAGCUCUUUACUACUGUCACGAGUGUAAGCUGUGGGACAAUGAUCCUAAAAAGAGUAUCUACCAUUGCAAGGAUUGUGGAAUCUGUAGAAUUGGAAAAGGGCUUGGACAAGACUAUUUCCACUGCAAAAAAUGCAACGUUUGCAUGGCCAUUAGCUUGAUAGGUCGCCACAAAUGCAUUGAACGCAAUCUUGAAAGUGACUGUCCAAUCUGUGGAGAGUAUAUGUUUACAUCUACCACUACAGUCAUUUUUAUGCCAUGCGGACACUGUAUCCACUUCAAAUGCCAUCAAGAGUAUAUCCAAACAUCGUAUCAAUGUCCAACCUGCUUCAAAUCAUUGGCUAAUAUGAGCGAGUACUUUAAGCGAGUGGAUGCAAUGCUUGCGCAGCAUGAGAUGCCACCUGAAUAUGCAAAUAUUCAAAGUCAUGUCUACUGUAACGACUGUGAAAAAAAAUCCAAUGCCAAGUUCCACUUUUUAUACCACAAAUGC
Batrachochytrium dendrobatidis JAM81 is the source of this 687-nucleotide messenger RNA. RefSeq lists its product as uncharacterized. Lineage: Eukaryota; Fungi; Chytridiomycota; Chytridiomycetes; Rhizophydiales. The annotation marks the transcript as partial. Gene Ontology annotation, molecular function: zinc ion binding. The transcript has 2 exons. The record is from RefSeq and is a predicted model, not a curated record.